AUGGCCGCCGACCGUACCCGCCUGGCUGCCUUUUACCACGCGGCGCCCUUCAGCCCAGCUACCCCGAGCUCGCUCAUCCCCGCGCCAGAUCUGACUCCUCACGCCGAGGCGUUCAUUGGGGCGCAGCCGCCGCACAACGCCUUUACUCCUCUCGAGCCCAUCCCUUACCACGGCACGCACGCAAUCGCCGGUACGGCGCGCAGCGACAGCGCGGCGAGCGAGGCCAAGCUCAGCGCGGCGGCACCUGAGUUCAAGCCGAAGCCGCCGCCCAAGCUCAACGCGGAUGCGCCCGCCUUCAACCCGAGUGAGGCCGCGGCCGAGCAGAAGCAGCUGCGGAGCCUCGUCGCCGCUUCCGAGGCGCAGCUCGCGUCUCAGCGGAAAGAGAUCAGCGCGUGCAAGGCGAGGGAGACGGCGCUGGCCACGGAGGCGAGGGAGGCGCGCGCACUGGCGCAGUCGCUGGCGGAGCGAGCCGACCUGGCGGGACGCCAGCUCAGCGCGGCGAACGCCGAACGCGGGCGCGUCGAGAUGAAGCUGCACGACGCGCAGCGCGAGGCGGGCGAGGCUUGCCGUGCCCGCGCCGAGGCGGUCGAGCAGGCGAGGCGCGGGCUGGAGGAGGAGCGGCGCCAGCACGCGGCCGCGAUCGGAGAGGCUCGACACGCCCACGAGGCAGAGCGAGAGCGGCAGAGGCGCGAGCACGAAACGGAGCUUGCGCGGGCGCGCCGGCUGCACGCCGAGGAGACGACGAGCCUGCGCGACCAGCAGAACGAGCUCGUGCAGCAAAAGGAGGCGCUC
Emiliania huxleyi CCMP1516 is the source of this 792-nucleotide messenger RNA. RefSeq lists its product as hypothetical. The record is from RefSeq and is a predicted model, not a curated record. NCBI's taxonomy places the organism in Eukaryota, Haptophyta, Isochrysidales, Noelaerhabdaceae. The annotation marks the transcript as partial. The transcript has 2 exons.